Messenger RNA from Daldinia caldariorum, 1039 nucleotides. RefSeq lists its product as uncharacterized. The coding region runs from base 146 to 949 and encodes 267 amino acids. The transcript is spliced from 4 exons. Lineage: Eukaryota; Fungi; Ascomycota; Sordariomycetes; Xylariales; Hypoxylaceae. Gene Ontology annotation, biological process: mycotoxin biosynthetic process. The record is from RefSeq and is a predicted model, not a curated record.
GUCCUGCAUAUCUAUACCGAUCGUACGACGUGUCAGAAGCCAUAAGGCUGAGUGAUAUCCUCUGUCUUAUAACCAAGGUCGAACCGAGCUCUAUCUACUCCUUACCUAACCGCUCGAGUUUCUCGCGAUUCUACCAUUGACCAUCAUGGAGAAAGACUCAACCGAUUCGAAAGAUCGCCUUCUUGGUGAAGCAGAGUACCCCGGUGCAGAUCUCAGACACUCUAAUAAGCCAAGGACGUCGUCGAUACGGCGAUGGAUACGCAACAAUGCGCUUCUACUGGUGAUAUUUGCGCUUCUAUUUUAUAUCGCCAUUGUCCUAACCAUCGAAUCUGCGGCGAGACUGAAGUCUCAAAGACAUUGCCUCGGAGCGGAUAACCACUUCAGGCUGCCAGGAGACGCUAUAAGGUACGAAGAGAAGCAGGAAUGGUAUACUCUUCGAGAACCCUGGAAUAUGGAGCCGUCCGACGAACUUGACGACUUGUGGGAAGACUUAUUGUAUGCAUUGAAUAUCAGAGUUUCCCCUCGCGAGAUGGAACAGCUUGGUUCAAACCUCACGAAUCGUAUCCAAGUUGAUGGUGGGGACUAUCUUGGCGUUAUGGGUGUAUAUCACCAUCUCCAUUGCCUGAACAAUCUACGGAGAAUAGUCCAUUGGGAUUAUUACGAGUCUCGCGUUGCAGAUGUAGGUCCUACGGGACCUUUUGGAAAGGGCCACUCGGAUCACUGCAUCAAUGCAAUCCGUCAAGCUCUCAUGUGUCACGCAAACACUGAGAUACAUACAGGACAGUGGAUCUACGACCCCGAUAGGCCUCAAGCCUCGAAACUCGGGUCGCACUCAAUGACAACUUGCGUAAAGUGGGAUAGCUUAAAUAACUGGGCACGCAGCAGGGCAUUAAGACCGGGUGAAUAUACCUACAGACCUGUGCCAAUCGACGAAACUAUGUCAGAUUAGUUGAACAUAGCUCGUGGGCGAGUUUUUGUAGUUCAGUACCUUGCAUUGAGAAAUACUACCCCAAUUCAAGCUUAGGAUCUUUUUGUAAUA